Protomyces lactucae-debilis is the source of this 1458-nucleotide messenger RNA. RefSeq lists its product as uncharacterized. The transcript has a single exon. The coding region runs from base 1 to 1458 and encodes 485 amino acids. Lineage: Eukaryota; Fungi; Ascomycota; Taphrinomycetes; Taphrinales; Protomycetaceae. The record is from RefSeq and is a predicted model, not a curated record. Gene Ontology annotation, cellular component: plasma membrane.
AUGCAGAUCAACGCUGUUUUCACAACUGGCGCCUUCCUGGCAGUUGUCUCUGCAUACACACUCGAGCGAUCAUGCUCGCAAGACUUCUACCCUGAACGUAGAGCCUUUACACUUGCUACAACAUCAUCGGAGUCUAUGACAUUCGAGCUGUGUCGUGACUUUUGCAAAGGCAAAGGUGCCGACGCAUUUGGCCUCGAGUUCAGCAAGGAGUGUUACUGCGCUGCUCCUGGCGAGUAUGCUGCGCUCCGGGCGGCAUCGAACACUUGCUCUAAGCCAUGUUCUGGAAAUCCGACUACACUCUGUGGAGGAGAUAACGCAUUGCAAGUGUAUACCUUCGAGACUGCACCAGCUGCCACGUAUCUCGGGUGCGCAAGAGAUUACUUCCCUGACUCACGUGUCCUCACAGGUGUAUACUACCAAGAUGACGGAGACAACAGCAACGCUAAGUGCCAAGACUUUUGCUUCUCGAACGGCUAUCCUUUGGCAGGUACUGAAUUCGGGGACGAGUGCUUUUGUGGGUCUGCAUCGGACCGCAGCAACUUGGUUUGGGCGGACAACUGCGACGAAACAUGCACAUCUGGCAAUGGUAUUUGCGGUGGUGACAAUGCCAUAUCUAUCUGGACCAUGGAUGCGCAGGUGCCUCCGAUGAUCUCUUCGUCUGUGCCGCCCUAUGUGAGAUCCUCCUCCACAUCAGCUGCGUCUUCUUCUGCAGCAGUCGUACCAACGAUUGCUCCUGCUAGCACGACAGUCGAUGUUCGUUCCACGACAGCGAGCUCUUCGGCUGCUAUUUUACUUGCAUCAUCCUCGGCAGGUCAGUCUUCUUCUUCAGUUGCCGUCAGCUCAAAAGAGGCCACAACUUCGAUCGUAUCGACGUCCUUGGCUGCUCAGAUUACCACUUCUACUUCUGCCGCGAUCAGCACGAAGACCUCGACUACGUCUGCACUUGCAACGACGGCCCAAGCUAGUACACUCACUACGUCCACAAAAGCUGCGGCAACCAGUGCUGCCCCUGGCACCACCAAACUCUGCUUCGUGAGCUUCGAAAUCAAUGAGAUCUUCAAGGUCAUCUCCCUGGGCGGUGCCUUGCUCGACCUCUUAUCGGAUGCAUUCGAUGGAACCAGAGCACUGGUCUUGGCCAAGGUCAACAUGUCCAGCACUGCGCCCAUUUCCCAUGUGACCACUAUACCUGGCUGUCCCACCUCCAAGACGCUCAACGUCCAGUUCUAUUACAAGUCUUCACUCCUCUUUGUUGGCCGGACUUGCAGUCUGGUUGCAACUGCAGGUGACUCUUCCACCACCGUGCCCAUUAUACGCGCGAAUCCGUGGACCAAGGUCAAUUUCCAGAGUACUUCGACAAUCUCGAACCUUGACUUGAAGUUUGAGCUGAAGUGUACGGGCGCGUUGGGUAUUCCACUGCAAGCGCCUGUUCAUGUAGACAGUGUAACAAUCUCGUACUAG